Messenger RNA from Phaedon cochleariae (mustard beetle), 3046 nucleotides. Lineage: Eukaryota; Metazoa; Arthropoda; Insecta; Coleoptera; Chrysomelidae. The record is from the annotation of a GenBank genome assembly.
UUUAUUAUUCAAUUUUUAUUAUACAACCAUGAAAUAUACACUGCUGGUGUGCUGUGCUCUGUGGCAAUUGGCACAAUGUAAAACUUUACCGGACUACUUGAAGCAGUACUCGUGCAGCAAGUCAGAUCCCAAUUACACAAAAUGCAUCUUGGAGAGCUUCGAGGAUUCCAAGCAACACUUCCUGAACGGCAUACCAGAACUCAACUUCCCCCCAUUCGAUCCCUUCCUGCUGCCCAUCAUGUCAGUGAACAGGACCAUCAACGAUUUGGUCAGCAUCAAUGCCAUCUGCAAGAAUAUCAACGUCACCGGCUUCAGAAACACCAUCCUCGAUGACUUGAAGGCUGACCCACAAAAACAUACAGGAGAAAUCAGAUUGACUGUUCCUUGGAUGUUCUUGGAUAUGGACUAUGAAGUUCUUGGACAACUUCUCAUAGUACCAUUACAGAGCAGUGGCCAUUUUCAAGGAAAUUUCACUGAUACCCAGAUGUUUGUCAAGGGCAGCCUGAAAACUUACAAGAGAAAAGGAGUUGAUUACUUCAAGGUCAACAAGCUCAAUGCCAAAAUCACAAUAGGCGGUGGACAUGUACAGCUGACUUCCUCAGAUAAGGAAUACCAAUACGCAGCCGACCUGAUUUCGGACUUCUUCAACGAGAACCCUAGACGAGUUUUGGACGCUGUCAAUCCGAUCUUCAUCGAAUAUGCCAACGAGCUCUUCGCGGCUGUUGCUGACCAAACCCUGGCAGCUCUUCCAGCUUCCGAAUGGUUGCCAGCUUGAAUUUGUUAUUAUUUAUCUAUGAAGUAUUUUAAAAAAUAGUUGUGGAGGUGUCGUGUGAUAUAUCAUUAUCUAGGUAACUAAUUAUUUUCCUACAGCCCAAUCAAUUCGUUAUUCAUCAAGAGACAUUGUAGGCAUGGUGGAGUGAAAUUAUUUUCAUGUUGAUGGUUACUAAUACCACUCAGAAAGUAGUCGGAACCGUAUGACUAAUACUAGGUUUAUAGAUUCAACUAAUUUAAGAAUUCAAAGAAAUUGAAAUGUUGAAUACAAGAAAUCGUCUAUGAAGGUUCAUAUACAUGCCAUUGAAAUUGAUAAUUACAGAGUUGGAAAAUUAUGAAUUGUGAAGACCAACAAUACUUUUUAACGUUAUCUGGAGCGUCAAUCAUUAUAAUUUAACAUCUGAUUCAUGAUUAUUAUCAGUUUUGUGUAUAUAUAUCCUCAUUAUUAUUGAUAAUUGUUGUUCGUUAAUUCCUAAUUGGCGAGUCAGUAGAAUCUACAAACCCAGCAUAACAAUUUAACAAAUGAGAUAAAGAAGGGAGUAAUUUGAAGAGGGACAAGCUGUAUUAGUGUAUUAAUACAUUUUUCUUGUUAUAUUGGGUAAAAGGACACUUAUCAUGCGAUGGUUUUUCAUAUUUAGUGAACAAUCAUACUAGAUGAAGGCCAUUUGAUCAAUAAUCAAUUCAAAUUCGAGAUGUCAAAUGUCAACUUGUCAACAGAUUGCUUUUGAAUGACAUUACACAAGCCAUCCUGUACACGCCAUUAUUUUGAAUUAUAUUCUUCCUUCUCUUCACUGAAUAUGGAUAAAUCGCAAGAAAAUAAUAUUUCUAGUUGACUUUCAUAUAGAAAAAAAUCUGUCAUUGAAGUACAUGGUGAUAUAUAAAUUGUCCAAUUAUGAAAAAACAAGGGCCAAUUGUUCUAUAUGCGAUCCAAACGACAGGCGGAAACUUGAUGGAAAUCUUAUCGUUUGUGAAGUUUUUAAAUAAUGGUUUGUUCACAUUUUCAUUACCAGAUUCGUGUUUUUCAGACAAAAAUACAUAAGUACCAAAAAAUAUUAUCGAAAAAAAAAACACAUCGCAUGAUAAGUGCACUUUUACCUUAGGUAUAUUGCUUGAAAAAAUUCGAAAUAGCGCAAAAAAUUACAUAACAUAUUCGAAUCCUAAAAUGAUGAUCACUUCCAUAUCUCUUCAUUUUAUGGAAUUAUGUGCAAAGCUAACUUCACAAAAUUCAAAAAAAGAAACAAUUGCUUAUGUGCAAUGACAGAUAUAAUAUCUGAAAUUGCCAUAAUUCAUGUUGAAUUAGUUAUUUAUGCAACAAGUGCAAAAAGUGAAUGUUAAUUGAACUCACUAGUUGCAUACAACAUUUUUUCUACGUUCAUGCAAAAAGCAAAAAAUGAUUUAUUGAGGUGCUGCACUAGGUGUAGAAAAAUGAAAAACGCAACUUGAAUACUUUAUUAUUAAUAUCGAUUUGCAUUGAAACAGGAAUUAAUACGUUACGAACAAUUUAACUCAAACUUUAUUUUUACCCUCAAUGUUGAAAGUGAAUGAACAAUUGGUGCAAUUUUCAAUAUGAAUAUAAAAAAUGUUUGUCAUGAUGACAGCACGUUGAAGUAGAAUGACAGAUGAGUGCAAUAAAAACUUCAUUGCACUAAGUGCAAUAAAGAACUUCUUUUUCCACUAAAUAUAGUUCAAUAAAGUUCUGCUUUUUGCAUGAAUGUAGAAAAAGACUAUUUUCAAUCAAUCUUACAACAGUGACAGCCCCGAAUUUUAUAACAGAGCCUGAAGUUUACGAACCAUUCCCAAACCCCACCAUCUCAAAGGUCACAAUAAAUCACGUGCUUCAUUGUGGACCAGGGUGCAACUCCCUGAAUAAACUCAUCCUCCACAUUUUUUUGUAAAAAAUACUCAUCAUACAACACGAAUCUUCAACAAAUCAUGUGAUUGGAAUCCUUCGUAAAAAUUAGGCUUUAAUGUUUCAACCAACAAUGUCUACUCAAGAACAACGGAAAAGUUAGGGUGUUUGGAUUUGGGUAGGGAAUUCAAGAUUUCGCCAGUUUUGAGGGUUAUUAUUAUUUUGUUGUUCGUUGUUCAUACAUUUUGUAAUCUCUAGUCUAGUAGGAUAUGAUUUAUUUGUUCCCAACAAAAACUUGAUGAAAUUUAGUAGGUAUUUUGUGGAAUACCUAUUUUACAUAUUUGAAUGUUUUUAUGCAUCCUACUAUAUUAUUCAGUAGGUAUACGUAAUUUGUAUUUUGAAAUGAAAUAAAAAGAAUUGAUGUUA